Molecule: messenger RNA, 6330 nt
Organism: Sycon ciliatum
Lineage: Eukaryota; Metazoa; Porifera; Calcarea; Leucosolenida; Sycettidae
Exons: 18
Coding region: 701-5188 (1495 amino acids)
Source: RefSeq, a predicted model, not a curated record
UCCACGGAGCACGGGUACGGCCGUAGAAUCUACGGGUGCGAGUUGGCCAGCGCACGCAAGAGUCACUCUCAUCCGAUCGCUAUCAAAGUGUUUAGUUCGCAGGCCAUCCUCAUGUGAGUGCAGCUCAAUACUCACUUUCGCUGUCCGUGUUGGCCUCCGGCGGUAGCUGUUGCCCUUUCCUCCUCUACAUGCAGUCUUGUUCGCUUUCCGGUUCUUCAUUUUGGAGGGUACAAAUAAGGUGCAGGUGCAGGUGGGUGUAUGUAUGUGGCUAACCUUUCCGGAGGCGAAUUUUCUGCCAACAUAAUCUGCCGCCUCGGGGUAGCGGAUCUUGGAAGACCAGCGCGUGGCGAGUGAGUAAAAGAGUGUGGGUGAUGUUUGUGCCUGAGCUAAAUCUAGUACUAGUGAACACGUUGCUGACCCAUAGCUGCUGAGGGAAGGCUUACGACUCCGUUGCCAAGCUGCGGAAUCUCACGACUUCGGAGAGCCCAGCGUGGUUCCGGGCUCGGUUCAGAGGCUAUUCCGAUUGCAACUUCACCGGCACUGCGGGGGGCAAGAGACCAAACCCGCAGAUCUGGAGCUCAACAGGCUACCCAGUGCAGUUUUCCACAAAUAAUUAGUUGCAGUCGUGUCACAGUUGAGGUGGCGACGAACGGGACGUUGAACGCGGCCGCCGUAGCACCGCUAGAGAUUUCUGGGCGACAUGCUGCGUCCAGUCAAACUGCUGCACAUUGCACUGACCGUUGCAUUGAUCGCACCUGCUUGCUCCGCUCAAGGUAGCAGCAGCCCAUCAACUAGUCCACUCGUUGCUAGCUUUUCCGGACGGUCGUCCCUGGAACGCAAGUUGCUAAGCAACGCGGCGCCGGGAGCCAGCACGCGUCUAUUUCAAUUCACGUUUCGCACGGCUAGCGAUGACACCGGCGCACUGCCCAUGCCAAUUCUCAGCGUUCACGAUUCGUCGGGAAACCGUGUUGUCGCGCGGCUGACGUUGCAACGUGCCGUCCAGGUGACGUUUGACGGAACCGUCGUCAAGGGCGAUGCACUCGAUUGGACGUCGUCAUGGCUGCAAGUUAACAUUACCAUAGCAGAGAAAUCACUGGCUCUCUCCGUAAAUGGAUUUGUUUCACAGCAGCGCAGCACACCUCGCGUGGGCACAGCCCGCCUUGGCGAUGCAGUUGACAUCAUCAUUGGCCGGCACCAUUCGGAUGAGGACGACCACUUCGUUGGAUGUCUGCGUUCGGUCAUUGUCGACGGACAACGUUUAUUUGAGGAGUUCUACGCUGAGCGACGUGGUGCCCUGAUUGGGUUAAGAGAGGUCUACUUUGGUUCGACUUGCGAGGAUCGGCUACUAUCAUGUCACAGGGCGGAGUCUCUGGCCAGAGAUGGUCUUCUGCUGGUGGACCAGGAGUCUGCACUGACAGUGGACACCAUGGUUGACAUCUCCAGAGAGGCUCUGAUCAGCUUCACCCUCCAGACACAGCAGGCCAGCGCCAUCGUGCUCAACGUCGCCGGCGUCCACAACUACAUCACUCUGUUCCUGGAGGUCGGCGAGGUGUGCCUGCAAUGCUGGCGCAACCGCACGUACUUCGCGCUUGUGUGCACGCGCGGAUUCGACAUUACGCGCGGCGGUGCUCACAACAUCACCCUCAGCAAGGUCAACGAGCUAGUCGUUCUCGUCGUUGAUGGUCACAUGAUCGACUCGAUAACGCUACCGCCGGAAAUGCUCUACCUGGGCGGCUCGUGGACGUUUGGUCGCGUAGAUACCGCGUGCGGCGCCAACGUCAGCAUUGGUUUCGACUUCCCCAACUUCAGCGGGUGUCUGGCGAACCUCGAGCUCAACGGCUUCUGUCCCAGGAAGGUGCUGGAUUUCACUUGUAACACGAGGGACACGGCGGAGAGUGCUGGCAUCUACGAGGGGUGCUACCACAACUUCUGCGACGUUGAGGACCUGUGCGAGGUGGGCACGUGCGCCAUCGCCCUCACCGGCUUCUACUGCGACUGCUUUGGAACGCAGUACGCAGGGCUACGCUGCACAAAAGAGGGCCUGACGGUAACAACCUUUGGUAAUGGAACCGGAUUCAGCUACGCGUUUCCAGUGUCCGAAUUGGCCGGAUUCUCCCCCCUGUCUCUGUUUGGAGUACCGACGGCUUCCUCUGGCGGCGAAUUUGAGACGUUCUUCUUCUACCGCGCCUGGGAGGCGAUGGGAUAUCGGGUCAUGUUGGCGCAGUUCUGGAAUGACGAGCCGCGUCCGUUUCUCCGCAUCUACCAGGUGAACGACAGCAUUGAGAUAACGCGGAGGCUCACAAACGCCGUCCAGACGUGGUCCCGUGAUGCCGUGUUCGUUCCCGGCCUGGCUACGGACUUCCAGUACGUCAAGGUGUCGUUGAAGAUCGUCAGCGAGGUGUUCUUCACGCAACUCCAGGUGAUCGUCACGCAGGAGGGCAAGGAGCCGAGGAGCACGAGCUUCACCAACGUUUCACCUAUAAACGUUACCAAAGUGGAGUUUGGAGAGUUCAAUAUGAACGAUGACCACCGUGUCAGUCGUGAUGUUGCCACGGACGUCGUGCUGGAUUCAUCGUCGUCCCUGAAAGGUCACAUCCGUGCAGCCGGUGCGGUGAUUAACGGGGAGAAUGUCCGCAUCAUUGACCUGGUGCUGAGCAACCACACAGGAACGUUCAUGACGGCUUACCCUCACGAGUUGCCGUUCAGCAAUUACACGACGGUAUUUCACACGGAGCGCCCGUACAUGGUCGCCCGACGGGAGCAGGACCUCGAGGAGCUCUCAUUCCGCUUCCGAACCCGGCACGCCAAGGACGACGCUGUCCUGUUGAACGCCGGAGUUGUGUUCGUGAUGUUGCGCAGCGGCACGCUUCAUGUGGUGGUCAAGCGAGGUGUAUACGAGACGGAAAGGGAAAUGGUGCUGCUGGGUGAGAGGGAAAACGUGAGCGGGCUGGCCGAUGGCGAGUGGCAUCAGUUUAAGUUCACUAUCGCAGUUGACAUUGGCCAUCCGCAAUAUCGUGCUAACGUGACGAUAGAAGACGAUAUGCCGGUUGUCUCCAAACCGGCCCAUUUUAGCAUCAUAUUGAGUGUAGAUAUUUUGGAGGUGCACCUGGGCGGCACACACGCAAACGGCACAAAAUACCUGCCCGCGAGCGGUGGUUUCCGAGGGUGUGUGGAGGACUUGUGGGUCAACCGUGAUUAUAAGGAUCUGUACGCACUGGAAACCCCUGGACUGGUGGACAGCAGCGACAUCGAUCAUUUCUGUCCUAGUUGCACUCCCGUCGACCCGUGCCAGCGAGGUCGGUGCGUGGAGCACAUCGACAACAGGACGUACUCCUGCGACUGCUCAGGCACCGGCUAUGCUGGUCCGGGGUGCUUGUAUGAGGAUGUCACUGCCACACUGUUCAACAACGCAACAUCUCACUUGGCUAAAGUCCAGCUGACCGGCGAUCAAGCCAUCCCCGAGGAGCUCAGCUUCCUCUUCCGCGUCUGGAAAGCCGAGAACGAGGUGCGUGUGCUCACGCAGAAUGGCGGUGGCCAUGGUGACGGCAGCCCUCUCCUCGUGCUCUCGGUGGACGGCGAAAGUGUGGUGGUGCGUGUACAAUCGCCGCACAGCGUCCUCACCACGCACUAUUUACCUUUCCCGGCCGUGAGGCGUGCGUUUAAAUACAUACCCGUAUCUAUAAGGUACUCGUCAACGGCAUCAGUGCAGAAUGCCGACGAACAACAGCCACUACCAGCCACCGGUGGAAGGGUGGAGAUCACCAUUGGGCGCGGUGCCGCUCAAACGUCACUUGAGUUGAUCGUGGGUAGUCUCAGAACCGACACGAUCACGUUCGGAACACGCGACGAGUACACGAGCGCGCCUAUCAAGGGCUUUCAGGGCCAUCUGCGCGCCAUGCACUAUAACGGACGCAGCCUCUUCCCAGCAAGCCUCGAAACGGACAAGCAGCGUUCCUUGGUCAAUGGUGCACUUCUGGAGCUGCCAUUCGAUGAGUACUUGGUCAACUUUAAAACGCCUGACGUCUACAAGGUACUAAAUGUCUUGCUGCCAGUCACUGAUUUGAGCUUUAGCAUGCGUAGUACCGGAGAGAGUGCUGUGGUGGUUGACAUCAAUGGUGGCGAUGCUGGGUCCGUCACAUUGAUCUACGAGAACGACGCCUACCAGCUGAUGAUAACGAGUGCAAGAGAGAACGCCUCGUCGCCAGUCGACCGGAUGCGUUCUGUUCCCUUACUCCCCACACCACGCGAGUCGCAGCGGACGGUGGAGCGUGCUGGCGUACUGCGCAAUACAUGGACUCGCGUCGAGGUGGUCAUAGGCUCUACAGUGGAGGCGACGGCACUCGACCCGGAUGGUGUUUCUGCGUCUGGUUCCCUGCCCUUUCAAGCUACACUCGGCGUGUCGAAAUUCCGGACGAUGACCAUCGGUGGAGCUAGCCCGGAGCGUUUACGUGAGAUUGGCUUGGUUCAAGCCGGCCUGGUCGGUUGCAUCAAGGAGCUGUGGGUGAAUCAUGAUUACGUCGACCUACCCGACACGACUACACGACACGGAGGUGCAGAUCUCACGACGGUUACGACGGACGCAAGUCCCACCGACCUGACCAGCGGCGUAUGCACAGGGUGCCAGCCUCAGUCGUUGUGCCACAACGGUGGCGUGUGCCUGGCCGAAACGUCCGGGGACGAGUUCCAGUGCCUCUGCAACGAGACAGGCUUCGUCGGGCAACUCUGCGACAUCGUUCCGACAUCUCCACCACCAACAACACCAACUACCACACCAACAACACCAACUACCACACCAACAACACCAACUACCACACCAACAACACCAACUACCACACCAACAACACCAACUACCACACCAACUACACCAACUACCACACCAACAAGCGCCACGCCAACCAGCGUCAUGCCAACAACACCGCAGCGGCCAGUCAAAACCAGCGACGCACCGCCUGCAGAUGUGACCAAGAAGCUACCGCCGUCCGACCCUCCCCUCCCCACCAUUGGCGAGUCUAUCAAGAAGGUCGAAGGAGAUGCUGAUCUCUCUCUUCUCUGGAUGCUGCUGUUGCUCAUUCCCGGUCUGAUACUGCUGGCGGCCAUUAUUGUCUGGGCCAUUUACAAAUAUCGACGUCGCUAUACUGGCAAGUUUAUUAUCAACGAGCAGAUAUCACCGCGGAAGAGGAUUUUCUAACGCAAAACAGUAUCCCAUUGGUCCUACUAGAGUCUUGCUUGAUUCUCGCCUUCAUCGAACACGUUUAUCAGGGUGUAGUAUUUGAAAGUGGUAUUUUAUUUUUAUAACUUUACUUCUCCCUGCUCUUUUCGUGUAGUGGUGACGAACUGACAACGCACUGCUCAACGGUGCUGCUGCUUAGGAAUCAUUAUAGAACACAUGUUGUGCUGCUGCCUGAUGAUCGCUUCGUGCGUGAAACUUUGAGUUGCAGCAAAUUAUUAUUAUUCAUCCUCUUUGGUCGCCCCCGUCACAAUUGGUUCACCAAUAUGAAAGACUGGACCAACGAAUCUUGCAAUUCUCUCUCUCUCUCUCUCUCUCUCUCUCUCUCUCUCUCUCUCUCUCUCUCUCUCUCUCUCUCUCUCUCUCUCUCUCUCUCUCUCUCUCUCUCUCUCUCUCUCUCUCUCUCUCUCUCUCUCUCUCUCUCUCUCUCUCUCUCUCUCUCUCUCUCUCUCUCUCUCUCUCUCUCUCUCUCUCUCUCUCUCUCUCUCUCUCUCUCUCUCUCUCUCUCUCUCUCUCGUUGCUGCUGAUCGUGAUAGGUAUAGGCAGCUUGUUUAUCAGUGUCGUUAGGUUUUUUUAGUUUUUAUUUUAAAUAUUUAUUAUUUUUUUAUGCUGCUGCCUUAUGACACACAUGACGCCCCUACGACCAGAAUGGUUAUGGGUUAUACAUACAUACAUACAUACAUACAUACAUACAUACAUACAUACAUACAUACAUGCAUACAUACAUACAUACAUACAUACAUACAUACAUACAUACAUACUCAAUCUGCGGACAGCAUGCUGUUUCGUUCUUUUUGAACUCGUCAGCGCAGCACAUACAUACAUACAUACAUACAUACAUCCUCUUCAAAGUCAUCUUGUCCUAAGUAGAUCUACCCUUGUAUUGGGCAUUCGCCAUUGAGCACUCUUUUGGGACAGCCUGCAGCCUUUCUGCGUAUGGAUUGUGAUGCUAUGAUGCAAUGUCGUACAACUUUAGCUCUUCUGUGUAUGCCGCACACAUGCAUCUUUUUGAGAGUCUUCUCUGUCGUUUUCCAGAUUGAAUCGUUUUCCGUUUUCUACUUCGGGUAUUCUAAUAAACUACCUGUCUCUUGACAACCAAAGAA